This is a messenger RNA of Zasmidium cellare ATCC 36951, 1461 nucleotides long. RefSeq lists its product as uncharacterized. The transcript has a single exon. Gene Ontology annotation, cellular component: cytosol. The record is from RefSeq and is a predicted model, not a curated record. NCBI's taxonomy places the organism in Eukaryota, Fungi, Ascomycota, Dothideomycetes, Mycosphaerellales, Mycosphaerellaceae. The coding region runs from base 1 to 1461 and encodes 486 amino acids. Gene Ontology annotation, molecular function: argininosuccinate lyase activity.
AUGAGUGCACUCGUGCAAAAGCACAAGGAGCAGCCACAGCUGGACUGGGAGGUGAAGAAUCUGGCCUCCGUCCUUCGAGUCGACGAAGCCCAUGCAGUGAUGCUCGCAGAGCAGGGUCUGAUCACAGAAUCCCAAGCAGGCGCCAUCCUCGGCGUCAUCGACCAGUUGAAGGCCGCGGGUCCAUCGAAGUUCGCUUCCAAGCCCGGAUACGGCAGCAUCGUGCUGCAAAUAGAAAGAGUCUUGGCCACACAUAUAGGCGAAGAUACCGCCGGCCGGCUUUCCAUAGCACGCAGUCGACUCGACCAGGGUGCUACAGUACGCCGCGUAGCAGAUCGUGACAGCGCGCUCGAGGUUGCACACCGCCUUACCGAAUUGCUGGCCACGUUAGCAGAUGUUGCUGAGCGACACAAGGACGUCCCAACAAUUAGCUACACGCACUUGCAGCAAGCACAACCGGCCAACUUCGGCCAUUACUUGCUGGCUUUCGAAGAUCGACUUGAAGACGCUUUCGACCAGCUCACGCAGGUGUACGACCGAAUCGAUCGCUGCCCUUUGGGUGCAGUUGGACUCUCCGGAACGAACCUGCCCACGAAUCGGCAUCGCACGGCGUCUCUGCUGGGCUUCUCACAGAUCCUGGACAACUCGAGGAGAGGCAGAGAUGCGUACUACCAGAUUGAGAUGGCAUGCACGCUCGCCAUGAUCAUGACCAUCCUCAACGAUCUCUGCACCGAUCUGCACGUCUUCAGCUCCACGGAGUUUGGUGUGGUCGAGAUAGACGACUGCCACUGCGGUACCAGCAGCAUCUUUCCCCAGAAGAAGAACCCAUUCGCGUUGGAAAUUGUCAAGAAAGUGGCCCAAGACGCCGCCGGUUGGGUUGCCACUGCGUUGGCCACGUUUCGCAACGAGGGGACGGGAGACACUGCGAACCGAAGUCUUGGGAUCCUUGGUGAUGCGUGCAACAAGACCUCGGCAAUGCUGCAAUUGACCUCUGAGAUCUUGAAUCUGAUGGUGGUGAAUCGAAGUCGUUGCGAGGCGUUGCUGAAGAACACCUGGGUUACGACUAAUUUCCUCGCCAACACGCUUUUGCUCAACCAUGGGGUGAGUUAUCGCACAGCUCACGGCGUUGUAGCGCGGUUGGUGAAAAACAGCCUGGAAAACAGAAUAUCUAGAGCCGAUGUCACGAUCGAAAUGCUGCAGGCGGCCGCAGAGCAGAUGGGAGUGACUGGCCUCGGGAUGAGCGAACAGGAAUUGAGGGCAGCACUGGAUCCUGCCGAGUACAUCCAGCAAAGCUCGAGUUUUGGCAGCGUUGGUCCAGAACAGGUCAAGCGGUUGUUGACGAGUAGUAGGCAGAAGGUUGUAGCCAAUUGUCUUUGGGUGGAGUCGAAGGAAAGACACCUGGAAAGUGCAGAUGCGGAGCUAAGGGAAGUCACUGAGAAGCUCAGGGUACAUAAACGGGUCUGA